AUGUCUCAACCCGCAGCAGCAGUCGGCGCUCGCCCUGCUGGCCAGCAGCAGGAGCAAGGCGGCAUAAGCUUGACGCAAAAGCUGCUACUUGGAGCUUCUAUGUACUUCGGCAUGAACUUGCUCAUGAACAACAUGUUCUCCAAGACGCAAUCCGGCACCCAGGUCAAAGAUGCCGACGGCAAUGUUGUCAGUGUACCCGCGAAUACCGAAGACAUUCCGCCCUACCUGCUCCGCCCCAAGGAAUUGGACGAGGGUGCGACCUGGAGCCAGAUCCCGCGCAAGUUGGCACCGAUAUGGCCAAUGGAUAGCUACAUCGACGUGACCGUCACCCUUUCCGACACCUUUGUUCCGAUCCCUCUGGCCCAAACUCCCCCGGAGAAGGUUGUUCUCAAGGAGGAGAAAUUCAAGAUUGGCAACUACAGCGAAAAACGUUCCAUUGAUACCACUAUCGAGGUGCCGCCCUCUGUGCAGAACAAUGGCACUCUUUGGGGCCACUUCUACGUUUCGCUGCCCGGUAGCCAGCCCGAUCCUCACGCCGAGACCUACGACCCAGCCUCUGCUUACUACUUUGCGUUCCCUCUCACUCAGUACAUCCCCAAGAAGAAGGAGUUCAAGACCAGAUCCCUUCUCGAGGGCAAGGCCGAGGAGGAGGUGGAAGAAGUGGCUGAGGAGCAGGAGACCGGCCCCAUCAUUGCCAGUUACUACCACCCGAAUGCCAGCUUCUCCAUCAUCCCCAACACUGGAGUGCUCGAUUACCGCCAAACCCAUCCCGCGAUUCGCCAGUUCCUCCAUGUCGAGCCGACUGGUGCCAGAGAUGGCUCCGGUCAGCAUUCUUGGUACUAUCCUAUCCUGUUUGUCAACACCUUUUGGCAACUCAAGAGUCAAAUGAUCCUGCUCAACGACACCGUCACGUCUGUUCCUCUGCACAUUGACUUGAACAACAUGCGUUCAUGGCAAUUCAACACUCUGGCCGCAAUUGAGGCCAGUGCCAAGGAGUCGGCACGUCAGGCUGCUUACGGUGGAUCGCUGCCUGGUGGCGGCGACGGCUCUGAGAUUGAAAUGGUCAAGGAGAUCUUUGGCGACACGAACCCGAUUCUCCUCGGCAUUACCAUUAUUGUCAGUAUUGCGCAUAUGAUCCUGGAGACACUUGCUUUCGGUUCCGAUAUUGCGCAUUACCGCAAGAAGAAGGAUAACGUCGGUAUCUCGGUCCGUUCCAUCCUGGCGAACGUGUUCAUGCAGUCCGUGAUCCUGCUUUACCUCAUCGACAACUCGCAAAACACCAGCUGGAUGAUCCUGGGUGGUCAGGGUAUCGGUAUCGUUAUUGAGCUGUGGAAAAUUACCACCAUUGUCAACGUUGCAAUCAAGGCUGCGCCAGCAGGCUCGUUGCUACCAUUUAAGAUCGUUGUCGAGGACAAGCACAAGCUUAGCGAGACGGAGGAGAAGACCAAAGAGUACGACGAGAUUGCCUUCAAGUACAUGUACAUGGCCGGUGUGCCUCUGCUCAUCGGUUACGCCAUCUACUCGCUGGUCUACGAGACGCACAAGUCUUGGUACUCGUACAUCAUCGCCACGCUCGUCGGAUCGGUGUAUGCUUACGGCUUCCUCAUGAUGGUUCCUUCGCUUUACAUUAACUACCGACUCAAGAGCGUUGCACAUAUGCCCGGCAAAGCCAUGAUCUACAAGUUCCUCAACACUUUCAUCGACGACCUUUUUGCAUUCACCAUCAAGAUGCCGUUCCUCCACCGUCUGUCCACUUUCCGCGACGACAUCAUCUUCUUCAUCUACCUCUACCAACGCUGGGCUUACCGGAUCGACUACUCUCGUGUCAACGAGUUCGGCCAGGGCGGUGAGGAUGAAGAAGAGGACGAUGCCGCCAAGACCAAGGCCAAGGAGCUGCUUGAGAGCGACCCUACUGUGGAGAAGGUGAAGCAAGUCGCGGGUAAGGCCACGGGUGCUGACACCGGCAAGGCCAAGAAGAGAAAGUAA
Molecule: messenger RNA, 1986 nt
Organism: Colletotrichum acutatum
Lineage: Eukaryota; Fungi; Ascomycota; Sordariomycetes; Glomerellales; Glomerellaceae
Product: cleft lip and palate transmembrane protein 1
Exons: 3
Coding region: 1-1986 (661 amino acids)
Cellular component (GO): endomembrane system; membrane
Source: RefSeq, a predicted model, not a curated record